Messenger RNA from Scophthalmus maximus (turbot), 2159 nucleotides. RefSeq names its product general transcription factor IIA, 1-like (gene gtf2a1l). Lineage: Eukaryota; Metazoa; Chordata; Actinopteri; Pleuronectiformes; Scophthalmidae. Gene Ontology annotation, cellular component: transcription factor TFIIA complex. Gene Ontology annotation, biological process: transcription by RNA polymerase II; transcription initiation at RNA polymerase II promoter. The transcript is spliced from 9 exons. The record is from RefSeq and is a predicted model, not a curated record. Bases 331 to 1692 code for a protein of 453 amino acids.
CUACGAGAACAUGGCUCUUCUCACUUGAUCGACGACGUCAGUAAACAUUUUACGCAAGCUUCAAGCGUUCAUUUGGGUAGAUAAUGGACGUGCCUUGUUAAAUUAUGGACGUUGCAUUGUUAAAAAGCAUCGAACGCCCCGGCUCCGCGACCACGCCUCCGCGCGGAGCUUCAUCACGGGCACCUGUGUCACGUGUGUCACGUGUGCGCGCGCUCCGUCAAGCUGCUGCGGCCGAAAACCCCGCGGACUUUUCUCAGCGUUAACUUUGUGCUGUACGUGUUUCCACUUUGAUGGAAGCCCACUGGUCCGCAGUCAGCUUCGCCUUGAGCCAUGCUGUCCAACACGGGCCCGGUGGCCAAACUCUACUUGUCCAUAAUUGACGAUGUGAUCGAGAGUAUGAGGGAGCUCUUCUUGGACGAGGGGCUUGAAGAUCGCGUCCUGGACGAUUUAAGACAUCUUUGGGAGUCAAAGAUGAUGCAGUCGAAAGCAAUGGAAGACUUCAGGAAAAACAACAUCAGCUCCUCCAACUUUGUGCUCCAGCUCCCCGACAACUACAGACAGUCGGCCGAUCGAGAACUCACAGCCUCAGUUGUGAUCCCUGCAAGUCAGAAUAUCCACAGCUUCAAGAACAACUCGGAGACACUUGCUACUUUUUCUCUCCCUGCUGGGUUAGCGUACCCUGUGCAGAUACCAGCAGGAGUCACUCUACAAACAGCCUCUGGUCAACUUUACAAGGUCAAUGUUCCUGUUGUGGUCACUCAGGCCCCAGCUGGUCAGCAACCUGUAUCCCGGCCCACACAGAAAGCUCCUGCCCCUCAGCCAACUGCAGUCCCACCAAAUACCAUCUAUCCCCAGCAGGUGGAGCCACCCCCUGUUCACGCUGCCUCUGACACAGAGCUGCCACAGCAGCCGGAUUUACCCCCCCGUCUGGAGAGUAGCCCUCUUCAACAGCCACAAGUCCCUGCUGCCAACGCCUCGCAGCUUCAGGAGGUCCACCCUCCACCGCCUGAGGUCACGAUGGGAGAAAAUGAGCCCAGUGCCCAACUUGAACCAGUGAACUUCAGUAUGACCACCUCACCCUGCGGUCAGUUAUUAGACUUCCCGCUCGGCACAGACGAGGCUUUGACACAGACGGCACAGCUGAAGACCCGAGACAUCGAUGACAUCCUGAAGGAAGUGAUUGAGGAGGAGCGAGAGAAAGCAGAAAGGAGAAGGAAUCUGGCACCGGCAAAGACUCAGGAUCAGUCUGAAGCUGUUCUCGGGCUGGACCUGGACUACAGUUACAGUGAACUGUCCGACAUCGUUCAGCUGGAUGGUGCUGCAGACAACUCUGACGUCGAGGUGGACGAUGGAGUUCCCCUGGAAGUAAACGACUUUCUGGGAAUAAUCAAUGCAGAGGCCAUAAAGGUGCUGCAGGAAGGAGAUGGGAGCAGUGACGGCAACAGCAUCUCAAGCAGUGACAGCGAGGGAGCAGAUAAAAAUGCAGAGGAGGAGGAUCCUUUGAAUUCAGGCGAUGAUGUGAUUGAGCAGGACAUCCCGGAUCUCUUUGACACCGACAACGUAAUCGUUUGCCAGUACGACAAAAUUCACCGCAGUAAGAACCGCUGGAAGUUUCAUUUGAAAGAUGGAGUGAUGUGUUACGCUGGCAGGGACUACGUGUUCUCCAAAGCGGUUGGGGAAGCUGAGUGGUAAUGAGCUUUAUUUCUCCUGAACACAUCAGAUAAUCAUGUUGAAAGAGGGAAAACAAUGAUUUAAAAGGGAAAGACAAUAAUAAUAAUAACCUCUUGGUGGUUUCAUUUGGCUCACAGAGCAGUACGUUAAAACACAACUGCAAAAUUACUGACACCUGUUUUUUUUGUGAGGGGAGAGGUUAUGUAAUUAUCAGAGCAAUCCUGCAAGUCAUUUACGAUGCUACAAAAGAUUUCUUAGUGUUGCUUGUGAAGCCAAUUUACUGGGACAAACAGCAUGAAUUUAUGUUGUGUAAUUUUUCGUUAAAUGGUUUUCUUAUUUAGAGGAGCCAAACAUUAUUUGACCCGGAGUUUGUUUUUCUAAUGUCAUGACAAUGUUGUCUUUGAAGGUGCCUCCUGCUGUUUGCUUUUCUAGCCUUGUAAUGUUUUUCCCUUUUGAUCACAAAUCAAAUAUACUCAGCUGUAACUGUU